Molecule: messenger RNA, 2089 nt
Organism: Daphnia pulex (common water flea)
Lineage: Eukaryota; Metazoa; Arthropoda; Branchiopoda; Diplostraca; Daphniidae
Gene: galene
Product: TWiK family of potassium channels protein 9-like
Exons: 8
Coding region: 277-2040 (587 amino acids)
Biological process (GO): potassium ion transmembrane transport; stabilization of membrane potential
Cellular component (GO): membrane
Molecular function (GO): potassium ion leak channel activity
Source: RefSeq, a predicted model, not a curated record
AGUGUUGCCAGCGCGCGCUUUUUGGUAGGGAAUGCUGAGCUGCCGUCGCCGUGUGCAGUGCUGUCGAAUACAAAGAGAGACGCAAGACAUUCCGAUUUAUUUCCGUCUGCAAGUUGGGAUAGUAGUCGAACGUCGACGGGCUGUAUGGGCAGCAACAUUUCAGUCGGCCGCUGGAUGAACGGCUAAGAAGACGCGGCGGUAUACAUUCGGUAUAUACUCCAUUAUAUUUCGAUUGGAUUGAAAAACCCAAAGUGAGAAAUUGAGAAAAAUCCGCCGAUGCCGUCGUCGACCGGUGGCGGCGAGGGGGGCGGUGAGAAGCCCAAGGGCAAGUGUUUGUUUUACUUGCGCAACAUCGCGACGUUCCUGGUGUCGCACAUCGGCCUGGUUUCGCUCGUCGUCGGCUAUUGCAUCAUGGGCGCCUUCACGUUUGAAGCCCUCGAAGCCAAGCACGAGCUGCAGGUCAAGCGGGAAAUGAUCAAAGUCAGGGAAGGCGUCACCGACGACUUGUGGAGGUUCACCUACAAGAUGGACGUCCUCGUCCAGGACGACUGGACCGUCAAUGUCACCGAUCGGCUCAAGAAAUUCGAGAUGCACCUCAUCGAAUCCAUGAAGAAGAAAGGAUGGGACGGAAGUGAAGAAACGGAUAAAGUCCAGUGGACACUGGCCGGCGCACUCUUCUACUCCAUCAUUUUGAUCACCACCAUCGGAUAUGGGCAUAUCGCUCCCAAAACGCCAUGGGGUAAAAUGGUGACCAUCUUUUACGCCAUUCUGGGUAUUCCCCUUAUGCUGCUCUGCCUGGCCAAUAUCGGCGAUGCGAUGGCCCAUUCGUUCCGGUUCCUCUAUUGGAAAGUUUGCUGCUACGUCUGCACGAAAAAGCCGAAAAAGUCACGACUGAGGCGGCAGCGGACCAGGCGAUCCAACAGCGGACGACAGUCGGCCAGGUAUCAAUCUUCGGCGGCUGGACCUGCUGGCAGUAAAGUGAAUUCAUUGCGGCGCUCGCAGCGCUACUCGCAGCGCUCCGCAGAUUCCGCCAUGUCGGACAGCGCCGUUUCACGCUCUUCUUAUUCCGAAACGGAUCAAGAAUCAAAGUUUUACGACGAUGCGGAACGUGAAUUCGACAUGAUGCAACAAAUGAACGGACCCCAGAGAGGUCGACGGUCUCAGCAUCACGGCCGGAACAAUCGACCAAUAACUACAGCUCCCGGGUCCACUCGUCCCGGCCGUGGAAAUAACGCGGAAACGGAAAUGGGCCCCGGGGGCGGAGCGAUCGAUUACCCGCCGUCGACACCCACCAGCCCCAGUACGCCGAAAACGAACGAUCCCAACGCCAUGGAGAGCGGAUUCUUCAACAACAAAUAUGCCGAUGAUCAAGCGGACAACAACGGCCGGAACAAAACCGAUCAUCCAGCCGAUGCCGUCAAUAAAUCGGGAGUCGAUAGAAAUCGCGGCGGGAGCGACAAGCGGCACGACCGUUUGGAAUUGGAAUCUGAUCUGGACGGAGUUGAAGGCAAGGAAAUGAUGCGACCAAUGGCUCAUCGUUAUUCCAACCGAUCACCUGGAACGUCUGGAGCUGGCAGCGGCAGCGGCGGCAGUAAUCGUCUCAGCCGACUGACGGAGCAGGAAGAAGUCGACUACGAUGACGAUUACGUCUACGAGGACGACUACAUCGACUCGGAAGAAGAAGAAGAUGUCCAUCACAACAAACCGGUGCCCAUCUGGUUGAGCAUUUUACUGGUGGUCGGUUACAUCUUUGGCGGGGCCUUCCUCUUCAGCGGAUGGGAGCAGUGGUCCUUCCUGGACUCGGCUUAUUUCUGUUUCAUUACUCUGACCACAAUCGGUUUUGGCGACUUUGUUCCGGCGCAAAACGUCAAAGAAAACGUCGAGAUCAGCAUUGCCCUCUGCUCACUUUACCUGCUCUUCGGUAUCGCUCUGCUGGCCAUGUCCUUUAAUCUGGUCCAGGAAGAAGUUAUCAAUUCGGUUAAAUCCGUUGCCAAACGAUUGGGAAUUAUCAAAGAUGACGAUGAUGAGGAUGACCGAUAAGAAAAAGCCAAGCUGACCACAAUAUUAAAAAAAAAACAUAAACAAAAAA